Molecule: messenger RNA, 942 nt
Organism: Fusarium proliferatum ET1
Lineage: Eukaryota; Fungi; Ascomycota; Sordariomycetes; Hypocreales; Nectriaceae
Exons: 4
Coding region: 1-942 (313 amino acids)
Source: RefSeq, a predicted model, not a curated record
AUGGAGCAUAACAAUGUUAACCUAGUUGAAUGCACUCUCAGGAUUGAUCCAGCUGUGUUGAGAGAGCUACCAGAGAGAUGCAAGAUAACUUCCAUCAAUGCUCAUGGAGUCAGCUUUUGGGCCAAGACUGGUCGAAUUGAUGUUCUGCUCAGCGAUGGUACGCCUCAGUCGUUUUUCGUCAAGGUCCUUUCGGAGGAGAUAGGCAUGAGCAUGACAAAAGGAGAGUUUCAUUCUAUGAGCGCGAUACAUGAAGUCACACCAGAAUUUGUCCCAAAACCCAUCGCUUGCGGCACCUACGACACCAUACCAGACACACACUUCUUCCUCUGCGAGUUUCGAGAAAUGACGGAGAAAAUGCCCGACCCUGACCAGUUUGCUUCUGGUUUGUCAAAAGUGCACCAGAAAAGUGUAUCUCCUACUGGAAAGUUCGGCUUCCACAUCACAACUUACGCAGGAAAUUUACCCCAGUACGUGGCAUGGGAAGAUAGCUGGGAGACUUUCUUCGCCAAGUCAAUGAAACAGGCUCUUGAUCUGGAGAUCCAAGUGAAAGGAAAUAGCGACGAGCUAGAGGUUCUCUCGGAAGCACUUUUCGAAAAGGUCAUCCCAAGGCUCCUAAAACCUCUUGAGAGUCACGGCAGAACGGUGAAGCCUUCACUAAUCCAUGGGGAUCUCUGGCAUGCGAAUGCAGGGAUCGAUGCCGACAGCAACCAACCCCUAAUCUUUGAUGCAUGUUGCUUCUUUGCGCAUAACGAAUAUGAGUUUGGACAAUGGCGACCAGCAUGUAAUAGGUUUGGAGAUGAGUAUAUCACUGCCUACAACAAACUUGUCCAAAUUUCGGCACCUGAAGAAGACUUUGAGGGUCGGCUGGACCUCUAUAGGCUGAGAUUUGACACUCACGUGUCAGCCCUUUUUGUAGGUGACGAGACACUUCGCACUCAGUGA